Molecule: messenger RNA, 542 nt
Organism: Dioscorea cayenensis subsp. rotundata (Guinea yam)
Lineage: Eukaryota; Viridiplantae; Streptophyta; Magnoliopsida; Dioscoreales; Dioscoreaceae
Product: NADH dehydrogenase [ubiquinone] 1 beta subcomplex subunit 2
Exons: 4
Coding region: 60-299 (79 amino acids)
Cellular component (GO): mitochondrial inner membrane
Source: RefSeq, a predicted model, not a curated record
CUGUGAAAAAUUUGAGAUUCGUCGAUCUUGGUUCACAAGGGUAGGGAUCGGGGACGACGAUGGGCGGCGGCGGAGAGCACGGAGGCACGACGUACAAGGGCUACACCAUCCCCCAACCAAAGCGAUGGCACACCAUCACCGGAAAAGGCCUUUGCGCCAUCAUGUGGUUUUGGGUUCUGUACAGAGCUAAGCAAGAUGGCCCUGUUGUCUUGGGUUGGCGGCACCCAUGGGAGGGCCAUGAGGACCAUGGGCAUGGGCAUGGGCAUGGACACGGGCAUGAACAUGAGGCCUCUCAUUAGAAGAUGAAGAAUGCUGAGGGAAACUCUCUUCCCCCCUCCUGCAUGAUUGCACCAUCCAUGAAUAAAUAAUAUGUGAACUAUUUAGUUUCGAUUUGUCUCAACUUCUAUACUUCAUAACCAUGCAUGAGAGUUUACUGGUGUUUUUUCACUUGUCCCAAGUUCAUUGUAUCUAUUUUGUGGACAACCAACCUUGCUUUAUGUUGAGAACCUCAAGUUGAAGGACAUUUGGUCAUUUUUUCGAUG